Molecule: messenger RNA, 165 nt
Organism: Dacryopinax primogenitus
Lineage: Eukaryota; Fungi; Basidiomycota; Dacrymycetes; Dacrymycetales; Dacrymycetaceae
Exons: 2
Coding region: 1-165 (54 amino acids)
Source: RefSeq, a predicted model, not a curated record
AUGGUCUCACCCACUCAACACCCACCAUUGGGCAUCAAAGUCCUCAUUGUCAGCACUGGAUUUGGAGGAAUAACAGCUGCCAUCAAGUGCCAUAAUAAAGGGCACCAAGUCAUCCUCCUCAAGGUCUUUACAGAGCUUAAGAUACUUGCACUCUGGGAUGUCUAG